This is a messenger RNA of Branchiostoma belcheri (Belcher's lancelet), 2057 nucleotides long. Its product is annotated as procollagen C-endopeptidase enhancer 2-like. The transcript is spliced from 9 exons. The coding region runs from base 100 to 1176 and encodes 358 amino acids. The record is from RefSeq and is a predicted model, not a curated record. Lineage: Eukaryota; Metazoa; Chordata; Leptocardii; Amphioxiformes; Branchiostomatidae.
GUAAACACGGUUGGCCUCGGUAAGCAGUAGUAUAUAAGCACAGUAAAACAUCAUCCAGCAUUCAGAACCUUAAAGCUUAGACAGACCGUAGCAGAUACGAUGCUGUUCAUCUUUGUGCUCGCAGUAGCGGCUACUGCUCAGGAGAUACCGAUUACAGGCGACACCAAGCCAGAAGGGUGCCAUUUCCCGUUUGUAUAUGAGAACGUGACGUACACCAGCUGCAUACUGAACGACCUGGGCGCACUCUGGUGCUCUCUAGACGCCGUGUACGUGGGCAACUGGAAGGAAUGCGGAGAAGAGGAGUGUGUGUUCCCCUUCUACUACGACCACCAUUACCAGGACUUGUGCGUGGACACGGACCAUAACGGGGACGGCGGUUGGUGUUCCCUGGACCCUGUCUAUGAGGGGAAUCAAGUACAAUGUGGCAGACACUGUGGUGGAAUCGUCGACCACGACCACGGCCAAAUCAACACCCCCGACUACCCGGCCCCCUACGACAACAACUUGGACUGUUUCUGGACCAUCCAGGCCCAUGGCGGCACCGUCGAAAUCACUUUCCAGGACUUCAGUCUGCAAGCUGGGAAUUCCGUCUUUGGGACCUGCGAAAAUGAUUACCUGGAGAUCUUCUCUGGGUACAAUUCUCUUGGACGUUGGUGCGGUACCUCACACCCUGGACCGGGUGUGUUCCACGACGACGUGACGCUACACCUGGUCUCGGACGGCAGCAUCACCAGCACAGGCUUCAAUAUCAAGUACAAGGUGGAGGGAAGCGACCAUCAUAACUUUGGACCCGGGCAUCCGGACUACUGUGGAGACCAGCUGCACGGGCACGACGGAGAAAUAUCAUCUCCCGGUUACCCGACCGCCUAUGAGAACAACGUCGACUGCACUUGGACCAUGUCCGGGAAGAGCCACUUCUUGGUGUUGCAGUUCCACGACUUCGCCCUGGAGAAGUCGACCAUAUACGAUGGGUGUUCGUACGACUACGUCGACAUUUUCAAGGGAAACGAACGUGUUGGGCGUUUCUGUGGCGACACCCUUCCCCCCACGGUGAUUUCCUACGACGAGGACGUCACUAUCAGGUUCAAGACGGACGCGGACACAGUGGACCGAGGUUUCCGCUUCAGCUGGGUGUACACCGAUGAUCCUGGCAGUGGCGAUGGCAGUCUUCCCUGAACAAAACGACAACACAUACAACGCCUCAACUUCCGCAUGAUCCAACUUUGACAAAGCACUCUGCCAUCUUUGAGAAUCGCACGAUGCAGCCAAGGCCAAAGAGACCGAUAGUAUUCCAGAGGAGUUAGACGGUACAGUUUGUAACCUAUGGUAGAGGCUUGACUUUGAUAUGAAGUAAUACACGAAAGUAGACUGUAAGGAAUGUGUUGUCAAAUACUUUAAUACAAUCAGUGUACAUGUAGCUAAGGCAGGCUGACAACAUUUAGUAACCUUCAGCAUGCCAUGAAAGUUCUGCAUAUUAUUACUACCUGUCCAUUGUUUCUCAGUACAAUAAAGGUUACUAACAAAACUGUUCUGCAGUCUGGCAUCAUAUGUUGCAAUGGACCAUUCUAAUAUGCUAUGUGACUAGUUAGACUAUUGCAGUUGGAGUGGGCUACUUAAAUCACAAUAAUGUGCAUUGAGCAAUGUUCACAUAUAAAGCAAAAAUUUGACAUAUACAUAAAUAUACCAGUCCAUUCAGCAAAGGUAACAAGACUUCUGAGAACUAUUCUGGGUUUUCGUAACUGAAAACUUGAAGUUUACCCCAUUUCCUGUGUCUGACCUUUUGCCUUCUUCUUUGUCAAUCUGCCUAUCUUCCCCUACCCACAAACUCUCAACCUAUUCUCAAGCUCACCUCAUUCCUUGUGUUUGACUUCUGACCUGUCAUUCUGCCUGUCAAUCUUCCCCCUCCCACAUGCUGCCAACCAACUCUGUCCAAACAAACGGACACACAAACUUACAGUUCAGGCACCCAAAACAAUACUUCUGUAACCAUAAGCAACUGUGAAGACUGCACCCUUCAUAAAUCAGUUUUGGAGACAACCAUGACUGUUAUCUAUAAC